AUUUCAUAACAUCAGGUCUGGACUUAGUUCAGGCACUCAAGCCACUGGAGUCCGUGUGUGUCAGCCUGCUAUAUCUCACCUUCUCAUGCCUCUCCUGUCCAUUUUCACGCCAGUCCUGGCGGCCGUGGUGUGCUUGGUGAUGGGCUUCAUAAUGCUGAAAUCACGGCCGACGGAGACCACCUCGAAGUCCCCGGGAGGGAAAACUGAGGGGCCGUGUAAAAAAGGCCAGGAUCUACAGGACGACACAGAAACAACAGAGGGUAAAGACGAAGAAGACGAUGAUGAUUGGGUGGACAUUGAUGAGGAGGCAAACUGCCCACAUGUGCCCUACUCAACACAACGUUACUCCGAGGAGACAAUGCUGGAGAGAUCCAAGGAUUUUUACACAAUGUUAAACCAUCGGAGGACGGUACGGUCCAUCAGCCCAGAGCCGGUCCCACAAGAAGUCAUUGAUUAUGUCAUCCGCUCUGCAGGUACGGCCCCCAGUGGAGCACACACAGAGCCCUGGACAUUCGUUGUGGUGUCAGACCCAGAGAUGAAGCACCAGAUCAGACAGAUAGUAGAAAAGGAGGAGAGAAUGAACUACCAGCAGAGGAUGGGAGACAAGUGGGUCAGUGACUUGAGCAAAUUUAGGACAAACUGGAUUAAGGAGUACUUGGAUGUUGCUCCAUACCUGGUCUUCAUCUUCAAACAGACCUAUGGCAUCCUACCAAAUGGCAAGAAAAAGACACACUACUACAAUGAAAUCAGUGUCUCCAUAUCUUGUGGAAUCCUCUUGGCUGCAUUACAGAAUGUGGGCCUUGUUACCGUCACGUCGACACCCCUAAACUGCGGCCCCCAGCUCAGGCUCCUCCUCAAACGGCCAGCCAAUGAGAAGCUGUUGAUGUUGCUUCCUGUGGGCUAUCCUGCUACUGACGCCACCGUGCCAGACUUGAAACGCAAGCCUCUGGAAGAUAUUACGGUGUAUAUGUGAACAAAUCAAUUUGCAGUGAAAAAUUCAGAAAGUUCAAAAUACUUUUUUCUUCUUUGACAUCGUUCACUUAGACCACAGCUGAAAAAUAAGAAAACUAUGAACCUAAUAGAAAUGUUUUAAUUGUGCUUAGAGUUUUGCUAAUGAGCUAAAGCUUCAAGUAGACUGUAUAUUGGGACAUCUAUUGAACAUUUCGUGAAUGGGAAAAUAAAGAACAAUAGUAAUUCA
Scatophagus argus is the source of this 1198-nucleotide messenger RNA. It is a transcript of the gene iyd, whose product is annotated as iodotyrosine deiodinase. The coding region runs from base 86 to 973 and encodes 295 amino acids. The transcript is spliced from 5 exons. The record is from RefSeq and is a predicted model, not a curated record. Gene Ontology annotation, molecular function: oxidoreductase activity. NCBI's taxonomy places the organism in Eukaryota, Metazoa, Chordata, Actinopteri, Scatophagidae.